AUGACCGAGAAACCUGAAGGGCAUAAGCGCUCUCGCAGCUCUAUAGCGCUCUCGCUUCUCCACCGCGAUAAAUCCCGCGGUGAAGACAAGAGCCAAGACGACAACACCGACGCCAACUCAACCGGGACAGGCUCGACGAAUGACUCCUCCCCAUUGACCCACGCCCGCAGUCUGAGCCGACACAGCCGCCGCAAACCUGCUUUGGAUCCGAGCCCAUCUCCCUCAACUCCUGCCAUACUCGAAGAUACCCCUCUCAACUUGAGCUCCCAAGCUAUCGACGGCAUGGAUAAUGUAACCUCCGCGCCUCAGGCGGAGAGUGCCAGCAUGUCACUGGACCAGUCCGUACGAACGUUCCGGUUGUUCGAGGUCCUGCGCGGCGGAGAUACCAAUGCGAUCACGAAAGCCCUCGAGGAGGCCAAGGACCCCCAGGUGGCAAACAAUCUUUACGGAACGACAAUCCUCCAUCUGGCUUUGCAGUGCGCCGAACCCCAAGUUGUGGAGUUUGUCUUAUCGUCGGGCACCGGGUUGGACAUCAACGCGCGCGAUCGUGAAGGAAACACGCCACUUCAUCUGGCUGCUCAACUGGGACGGACUUCGCUAGUACGUGACCUGUUGAAUAGACCCGAGGUCAACGAUGCCAUUAUCAACUACCGCGGUCAAACCCCUCUCGAUGCCGCGCGAACCCCGGAGAUCUUCCAGCAACUACAGCUGGCCCGAUCCCUCUUUAUCGACAGCAAGACCCAGGAAAUUCAAGCCCUGAUCAACGGAAAGGACUACGAUAAUCUGGAGAAGUUGUUGGAAGAACCGCGCGCGGAGGGUCUACUGGAUGUAAACAGCCUGGAGCUGGUUACUGACCGAGCUACCUUGCAAUCAGGUGGAACGCUGUUGCAUGAGGGUGCUCGCAACAAAGAUGCGCAGCUCAUCCAGAUUCUUCUCACUCAUGGAGCGGACCCCUUCCGUCGUGAUAAGAAGGGUAAGCUACCCCAGGAUGUCACCAAGGAUGACAAGACUCGUGCACUCUUGAAAAAGUCCCCCGCGGCUGCGAUUGCGCAGCGUGGCAUUCAGGAGCGGGCCAUUCUUGGAAACACCAAUGCCCAAGGUCUGUCAGCCCGUGCUUCUAUUGGCGAGGCUCCUUUGGCUGGUAAAGAUGCCCGUGAGAUGAGAGGUUAUCUCAAGAAAUGGACCAACUACACAAGUGGCUACAAGCUGCGAUGGUUUGUUCUCGAGGAUGGCGUAUUGAGCUACUAUAAGCACCAGGAUGACGCUGGCUCCGCUUGUCGUGGAGCUAUCAACAUGAGAAUUGCUAGACUGAACAUGGAUGCCCAGGACAAGACCCGUUUUGAAAUCCAUGGCAAGUCAUCUGUCAAGUACCAUCUCAAAGCGAACCAUGUCGUGGAAGCCAAACGUUGGUUCUGGUCUUUAAACAAUGCAAUCCAGUGGGCCAAGGAUGAAGCCAAGGAAGAAGAGCGGCAACGUUCGAAGAACGCAGAGACGCUUCGUUUAGCUAAGAUCGAUCAGUCCGCUGGAGAUACUCCCUCGGAAUCUGGCCUUAGCCGCAGAACCAGCGGUAGGGGCCCACCCCUCUCGUCCCUUAGCGUUCCUGGUGGCAGCAGCUUCACCAGACUCAGCACCCAUGCAUCGCGCACAACGCUUGAGACAUCACCCGCCGAGGAGGAUGAAGGCUCAGCUUACGGGUCGAUGGAUCAGGGUGCUGGCCCCAGUGAGGUAAACCGCGUGGCCAGCCAUGUAACCACCGUGCCGGAUGGAGACGACGACGACGACUUCAAUGACUACGCUUCUAGCCACGAAGAUAUGCCGACUAAUGAUAAGGAUGCACUCAACAUCACUGCGCAGUCUGCCAAACUUCAAUUAGAUCUUCUUGCAAAUGUCUCGGCUUCUCUGCAGGCUGAGAGAACUAAGAAUCCUGAAAUGGCGAUCGCAGAUCCAGCUGUUGAGCAAGCUCUUGUUGCCUACGAAGGUGCUGUCAGUAGUCUUAAGGGGUUAGUUCAGAAUCUUCUCAAGAUUUCACGGGACCGCGAUUCCUACUGGCAGUAUCGUCUUAACCGCGAAGAACAUCUCCGCCGCAUGUGGGAAGAGAGCAUGGCCCGCGUUGCUCAAGAACACGAAGAGCUCCAAGGCAAGAUGGGCGAGUCUGAAGAAAAGCGCAAGCGGACCAAGCGAGCUUUGAAGGAGGCGCUGGAGAACGCGACUGGCAGCAGCCGCUCCAUCAGCGCCGCUCCUUCGCGUAUGCCAACGGAACCCUCCAGCGUUUUAGAGACGAGUCAGGCAGAGAUUCGCGACCCCGAAGUAGUUUCUCAAGAAGACCAGGGAAGUCGCCUGACAACAGAGCCGAUUCCUCUGAACCGCAAACCCUCUGUUCUUUCUCAUAUCAGCAGUCUCUAUGAUUCUGAGUCAGAUGGAGAUGAGUUCUUUGAUGCCAUCGAUGCGGGUGAAAUUGAAGUAGAGGACUUCAGUCAAGCCACUGAGAUUCAAGAGCCCGAAGAACCCGAGGAUGAAAGUGCUCUGGCCCGGAAAGAGAAGGCUGUUCUGAUCAAGUCUUCUUUCAGAGGCUAUGAAGACCCCGUGCGACAAAAGCUCACUAUGGAUAACGAUGACCGGCCCAAGAUCGGUCUCUGGGGAAUCUUGAAGUCUAUGAUUGGUAAAGACAUGACAAAGAUGACCUUGCCUGUGUCCUUUAACGAGCCGACUUCAUUGCUGCAGCGCGUUGCAGAGGAUUUGGAGUACACUGAUCUUCUCGAUAUUGCCGCAGACCGAACUGACUCUAUGGAGCGUCUUCUUUAUGUGGCUUCCUAUGCUGCGAGUGAAUACGCAUCUACCAUUGGUCGUGUGGCCAAGCCCUUCAACCCUCUGCUCGGUGAGACUUUUGAGUAUGUGCGACCCGAUAAGGGUUACCGGUUCUUUGUCGAGCAGGUUAGCCACCACCCGCCAAUUGGUGCGGCGUGGGCGGAGUCGCCCAAGUGGGAUUACUGGGGUGAAUCCUCACUCAAGUCUAAGUUCUACGGCAAGUCAUUCGACAUUAACCUUUUGGGAACUUGGUUCCUCAAGCUGCGACCUUGUACAGGAGGCGAAGAGUUGUAUACUUGGAAGAAGGUCACAUCUUCCGUCAUUGGAAUCAUUACCGGUAAUCCCACUGUGGACAACUAUGGUUUGAUGGAAAUUAAGAACUGGACUACUGGUGAGGUCUGCUACCUUGACUUUAAGCCCCGUGGAUGGAAAGCGUCCUCGGCCUAUCAAGUCAGCGGUAAGGUGGUUGACCGCGCCGGUUCCCCGAAGUGGAGUAUGGGGGGUCGAUGGAACGACAAAAUCUACGCUCGUCAUACUCCAGGAUUCGAAGCACCUGUCUCCGGUCAGGACCCCGAGUCAGCCAAGACAUUGUUGGUUUGGCAGGCCCAUGAACGCCCCAAGGGUGUGCCAUUCAACCUCACUCCAUUUGUUAUUACUUUGAAUGCCAUCCCUGACAAUCUGAGGUCUUGGCUGCCUCCUACCGACACCCGGUUGCGCCCUGACCAGCGUGCCAUGGAGGACGGCCAGUAUGACUUUGCCGCAGAUGAAAAGCAUCGCGUUGAGGAGAAGCAGCGUGCCAAACGGAGGGAACGGGAGACCAGUGGCGAGACGUAUUCCCCCCAGUACUUUACUCGGGCCAGAGAUGCUACCACUGGCGAGGAAUACUGGGCCCACAAUGGUAAAUACUGGGCCAACAGAGAUGCCCAGGAUUGGAGCAAUGCCGAGGAUAUUUUCUGA
This is a messenger RNA of Penicillium verhagenii, 3762 nucleotides long. Its product is annotated as OSBP family protein. The transcript is spliced from 4 exons. Bases 1 to 3762 code for a protein of 1253 amino acids. The record is from RefSeq and is a predicted model, not a curated record. Gene Ontology annotation, cellular component: nuclear envelope; membrane; cytosol. Gene Ontology annotation, biological process: piecemeal microautophagy of the nucleus; endocytosis; maintenance of cell polarity. NCBI's taxonomy places the organism in Eukaryota, Fungi, Ascomycota, Eurotiomycetes, Eurotiales, Aspergillaceae. Gene Ontology annotation, molecular function: protein binding; sterol binding.